Molecule: messenger RNA, 2661 nt
Organism: Populus nigra (black poplar)
Lineage: Eukaryota; Viridiplantae; Streptophyta; Magnoliopsida; Malpighiales; Salicaceae
Product: neutral/alkaline invertase 3, chloroplastic-like
Exons: 7
Coding region: 289-2289 (666 amino acids)
Biological process (GO): sucrose catabolic process
Cellular component (GO): chloroplast
Molecular function (GO): endo-alpha-N-acetylgalactosaminidase activity; sucrose alpha-glucosidase activity
Source: RefSeq, a predicted model, not a curated record
UUCUCAGCCGUGCUCAAGUUUACACAAACAACAUAGACGUUAAACAACCACACAAAGGAUUUGACAGUGAUUGCUUCUCUCUCUUGUUUCACUUUUAAGCCAAAAGAGAGAUAUUGCGAUAUCAAAAAGCAGAAAACUCUCGUGCAACUAAUUUAUUCAUUAGCUACAAUUUUUUAUUGUUUUUUAUCCAGGUAUCUCGAGUCAAAGCUGGGUUCUGAGACUCAUCCUGAUCAAAGGGAUUUUAGGUCCAGUGAAGAUUAUUAAUUUUAUUUGAUAAGCAUAUUGUUGAUGGCAACUACAGAGGCAAUCCUGCAAGUUCUGUCUGGGGCUGGUCCUUGCGUUUUUAGCUCUGACCCUUGUUUUCGCAGUUCAGAUUUGACAUUCUCUUCUAAACUCCACAUAAAACGUGUAAAGAAAAGGUCCUCAAGGUGUAUGAAAAUGUUCAAGUGUUCGAAUGUUCUGCAGAAUGGUAUAGGAAACCACUGGUUUAAGGGAUUAGGUGAUAGAGAUCUGUCUGUGAAUGCAACGAUCAACAGAUUGCAGUUUCUGAGGUGCAAAGGCCCUCAGGCAGAAAGAGUUAGUGGUGCAACUGAAGGAGGAAAUGGAACAUGGUUUGUAGAUGGUGCAAAUACAUUAAACCUGAAUGGGGUGGCGUCUGGUGAACACACUGACUGUUUUGGAGCUUGGGAUGCUCAGCAGUUGACACGGGAAAAGGAGGGUUUUGCAUCUAAAGGUGCCCUAAACCAGGAAAAGGAGAGUUUGGCAACUAAUGGUGCGGUAGGAACAGGUAGAGAUGCCUCUCCCAAGGUCAGUGUAGAUCCUAUUGAGGAAGAAGCAUGGGAGCUGCUGCGGAAUUCUAUGGUUUAUUAUUGUGGCAGUCCUAUUGGAACGAUUGCUGCCAAUGAUCCUACCAGUUCUAGCGUGUUAAAUUAUGACCAGGUCUUCAUUAGAGACUUCAUACCUUCUGGCAUUGCUUUUCUUUUGAAGGGAGAAUAUGAUAUUGUCCGGAACUUCCUCCUUCAUACACUUCAGUUGCAGAGUUGGGAGAAAACAAUGGACUGUCACAGUCCUGGACAGGGAUUGAUGCCUGCUAGUUUCAAGGUGCGCACGGUUCGUUUGGAUGGUGAUGAUGAUUUUGCAACAGAGGAGGUAUUGGAUCCUGACUUUGGAGAGGCAGCAAUUGGCCGUGUUGCACCAGUUGAUUCUGGAUUAUGGUGGAUUAUUUUAUUACGUGCAUAUGGGAAAUGCUCUGGUGACCUCUCACUUCAGGAGAGGAUCGAUGUGCAGACUGGAAUUAAGAUGAUUCUGAGGCUAUGUCUUGCUGAUGGUUUUGAUAUGUUUCCAACAUUGUUGGUGACAGAUGGUUCUUGCAUGAUAGAUCGCCGUAUGGGAAUUCACGGGCACCCUCUAGAAAUCCAGGCACUCUUUUAUUCCGCCUUACUUUGUGCAAGGGAGAUGCUUGCUCCAGAAGAUGGAUCGGCUGAUCUCAUCCGAGCUUUGAACAAUCGUCUAGUGGCUCUUUCAUUCCAUAUCAGAGAGUAUUAUUGGAUUGAUUUAAGAAAACUAAAUGAGAUUUACCGUUACAAGACCGAAGAGUACUCAUAUGAUGCAGUCAAUAAGUUCAACAUUUACCCAGAUCAGGUUUCUCCCUGGUUGGUGGAAUGGAUGCCCAACCAAGGAGGCUAUCUUAUUGGAAACUUGCAACCAGCUCAUAUGGAUUUCCGAUUCUUUUCUCUUGGAAAUAUAUGGUCCAUUGUUAGUGGUCUUGCAACAAGAGAUCAGUCAAAUGCGAUAUUGGAUUUCAUUGAAGCCAAGUGGUCUGAUUUGAUAGCAGACAUGCCAUUGAAGAUCUGUUAUCCUGCUCUUGAAGGUCAGGAGUGGCAGAUUAUCACUGGAAGUGAUCCUAAGAACACGCCUUGGUCCUAUCACAAUGCUGGUUCCUGGCCAACUCUUCUCUGGCAGCUGACAGCUGCAUGCAUAAAGAUGAAUAGACCAGAAAUUGCUGCAAGAGCGGUCGAGAUUGCUGAGAAACGCAUAGCACGUGACAAAUGGCCUGAAUAUUAUGACACCAAAAAAGCAAGGUUCAUUGGAAAACAAGCACAUCUGUUCCAGACAUGGUCAAUUGCUGGGUACCUUGUGGCUAAGCUCUUGCUUGCAGACCCAAGUGCAGCCCGGAUGCUCGUGAUGGAUGAGGAUCCUGAGCUUGUCAGCACCUUCUCCUGCAUGAUCAGUACUAACCCAAGGAGAAAGCGUGGACAGAAGAAUUCGAAAAAGACAUUCAUGGUGUAAAUUACUGAGCUGUCUCUACGGAACUACAGAACCAGGGCACUUGUUCUCUUGAUUCGAGAACUAAUUAUCAAAGUGCCUAUUGGUACCUAUAAUGAAUUGGUUUACAAAGUAUAAUACAAGUAAUCAAACAUCUUCUAAUUCAUUUGGACGAACAAGGUGAAAUUUCAAUCCCACCUUAUUUUAUGUACCGUAGUAUUGAUCUAGUAAAAAUCAUGUAAAUAAAUAUGGAGCUAUAGGAUAAUACUUGAAACCCUUGAUGUGGAUGGGACUUUGGUGAUUGAAUUUGCUUGUAACUUUUACAUCAUUUCUGUUUUCUUGAGAAACUGUAAGAGAAACAGAUGCAUAUAUUGAAGUUAAUUAACUUUUACACUA